GCCCGCCCCCACCCUCUCUCUUCUUCCUUCACCGCCAUCUUGCGAGUCGCUGUCCUCGCUGCUACACGCGCGCGCGCGCCCCCGUUCGCUGUUGUUUUUUGUUUUCCCUCCUCCGAUUUCGCUCGCAGUUCCUCUUCUUUAUCGCUACCCACAGCAGCCACCACCACCUCUUUCCCUCCCUCGUCAAUUAACACAGCCGCACAAACUAACAUCGUCAACCACACUACGAAACACCACCACCACCAACCCCCCGCCCCCAUACCGCCACACACGCCACCUUUCAAAUAUAAAUUUAACCGAACAAAAACCAUGUCGGGCGUGAUACGUGGGCCUGCCGGCAACAACGACUGCCGCAUCUACGUGGGCAACCUGCCCCCGGACGUUCGCGUGAAGGACAUCGAAGAUUUGUUUUAUAAAUACGGCAAUAUUCGGGACGUGGACCUCAAAAACAGACGCGCUCCGCCAUUUUCCUUCGUCGAGUUCGAGGAUCCGAGGGACGCGGAGGAUGCCGUGCACGGCCGCGAUGGCUAUGACUACGAUGGCUACCGCCUGCGCGUGGAGUUUCCCCGCGGUGGAGGGACCCGCUUCGGAUCGCGGUUCGGGGGGCCCCCACGCGGCCGCUACGGCCCCCCCUCUCACCGCUCCGAGUACCGCGUCAUCGUCACAGGGUUGCCUCCGACAGGCAGCUGGCAGGACCUGAAGGACCACAUGCGCGAGGCGGGAGACGUCUGCUACGCCGACGUGUUUCGCGACGGAACAGGCGUCGUGGAGUACGUGCGCAAGGAGGACAUGAAGUACGCCGUGCGGAAACUCGACGACACCAAGUUCAAAUCGCACGAGGGCGAGACUUCCUACGUCCACGUGCGGAUCGACGGCGGCCGCAGCCCCUCCUACGAGCGCUCCCGCUCGCGCUCCCGCUCGCGCUCGCGCUCCUACUCGCCCAAGCGCAGUCGCGGCUCUCCCCGCUACUCCAACGACCGCUCGCGCUCGCGCUCACGGAGCUGAGCCCGGGGCGCCCUGGGGGGGGAGGGGGGGGAGCGGCGCGCGGAUUGCACCCACCCACAGGCGAGGAAGGGGCGUGAGGUGAGGCAGAGGGGGAGGGCAACGUGGUGGUGGUGGUGGUGGUGGAGGAGGAGGAGGUGGAGGAGGUGGCGCAGCCCCUGGAGUAGCAGACUUCUCCUCUCCCCCCUACACGUGGUUCAUGUGGGCAUCGGGGUGUGGAUGCCGGGGAUUGUGAUGGACGGCGCGCUGGAUGGUACGGCGCUACCUCACCCCUCCUCCCACGCGGCCCCCUACCCCUCCCCCCUCUAAACUCCCCCACCCCCACGCCCCCCCCCUCGUGUCGUGUUAACAUGACACCACCUGAGCAUGGGGAAGGCAGCGCACGAGCGAAGCCCCCCCCCCCCCCUUUUCCAUAGACCCCACCGAUUGCAAAAGGCCCUCCGACGUAAGGUGAACCCCCGCCCCGCCGUGCCGCCGGCGUCUCUCUCUCAUCCCACCACCACGUCUCUCUCAUCCCACCAUGUCAUCUUUCUCAUCCAACCACGUCUCUCGCAUCCCACCACCACUUCUCUCUCAUCCCACCAUGUCAUCUUUCUCAUCCAACCACGUCUCUCGCAUCCCACCACCACUUCUGAUCUGGUCACGUAGGUUAGCAGUGCCCGCCGCUCGUCGCUUAAGUGACACGGGGACCUCAGCGCGGCGCCAGGCCAGGCCAGGCCAGGCCAGGCCAGGCCAGGCCUGGUGCUCUCUCACGCUGACGCCACUGGCGCUGAUGCGAGCGUACUCAACGCUACCGCUUGCAGGCUGAUGACGUGCGAGGGGGGCGGGGCGGGGCGGGGGGGGGGCGUCUUAUAAUCCAGGACAGGCGGUCCGUUGACUUUGCUGGUCGCAGGAGGUGGGGCGAUUGAUUCCUUCCCGCCACUGGGCCAUAAACAAAAAAAAAACACGGUGGCUAUAGCACGCACAGUUUCUUGGUUGUGACGCGGUUGGCGGCGAGGAGGAGGAGGAGGGGGGUGGGGAGAGAGAGACUCUCCCCGCGCUCCAAAUCUAGGGCCCCCCUUUCCCCCCUUUCCCCCGCCCCGCAUCGCGAGAGCGUCAAGCGGCACCGGCGGCUCGCCCCGUCGGUUGCUCGCCUGCGCGCAACCGGACCCGGUUGCUCGCCUGACCGUCGCACGCAAACCGGUGUAUCCCGUCUUUUGGGUGGUGCCCCCCCCGUCCGUCAAUAGUUGCCUUCCCCCGAUGCUCAGAGACGAAGUAAAUUCUGAUUAUUAUUUUUUUUUUAAGUUUUUGUUUUAUUUAUCAACUCGAAAAUUUAAUCUCCCUCUUGUCGGGGGUGGGGGUGUGGGUUGGGGGGGGGGGGUGUUUUGUUAUUUUUUUUACUAGACACUGUUGGCCGGUCUUGGCUUCCGGGAGAUAAUUUUUUUUCUUGUUUUUUACACGCGCGCAGCUUGAAACACAACCCCCCACCACACCCCCACCACACCCUCCCCCCGUACACCGCCCACCCCUCGCCGCCAGACGUCUGCAGCUGUUCUCGCGCCUGCGAUUUGUUAACGGGCCAAAUCUUCGAGGCGUCCUGUUAAUGGCCUCCCCCCCCCCUCCCCUACGGUGGCGAGAUGUUAACCACCUCGCCUGGUACGCAGGAAGGAGGGUCGUGGGUUCGAUCCCGACCCUGACGAUGAGUUUGCAUGUCCCCCCCCCCCCCCCCCUUCUUCCCCCCGUGGUGGUCACGUGGAUUUUACCCCCUCCACAUUUUAGAAUUAACGUCGCGCGUUUUAAGAGCCCCUUUGGCGACUAUAAGUCGAGCUACCAUUUUUUUUAUUGCCCCGGCCGCUUCUGAAGAAGAGCCUAAUUGCUCAGUUGGGGCCUUACAGCUGGUGUAAAAAAAAAAAGUUUAGUGGUUUUUUUUUUUGUGUAGUUUAUAAAUGAAUAAAGUCAUGCUGAGGAAAAUCUUGCCCGGAUGGCUGACGCGGAAGGUGCUGAGCCUCUCGCCGUUGGGGAGGGCUUGCUCGUUUAAAUAUUUAGCAGGGUCUUAACCUUGGCCAAAAAAAAUAAUGAAUUUGUUCAGUUUGAUAUUGUCAUGGUCUAGACCAUCACCACCUUCUUCCCCCCCGACCCACCCCACCCCCUCCCCCCGUUAGCUUUAAGACUCUGGAUCCGUCGUUCGACUCUGAAAAGCCUUGGCAGCUGCUGACGUUUGGUUUUUCCUUUUUCUCCCCCCCAAGACACUCGUGUGACGUCGUCCGCGCUGUUUGUUUAAAUUGUUUUUAGGGGAUGGAUGUCGUGGGGGUGUGGUGGGGGGGGUGGCGGGCGGCAGUAGUCAGGGGGCACCUUCUCCAAGAGCGGUGGCGCUGGGCUUGAGCAGACUCGGCAAAACUAAAAAAAACACAAAAACGAGGGCCUCUCCCCUCCUCCCCAAGCAAGCUGACUUUGACGGUGUCACUCGGGGGUUUACUCUUUAAUUGACGCGGCCGCGUCGCGCAUGAUCUCGUUCAAUUUCUGGUCACAACCACGAGGUCGAUAAUCCCGCCCUCGCGUCCCAAUUAGUCAGUCGCAAUACCCCUAACGAGCUCGUCCGCUUCCGUUCAAGCCGCGUCGUCCUGUCUGCUUCUCUUGUCUCGCCGUCCGUCACCUCUUUCACCACCACGCUUCUCAUGCUGCUGUCUCCAUCCCACCACCACGUCGACUCCCUCUCAUCAUCCCACCACCACGUCAUCUCAUCCCACCGCCACGUUUCUCAGCAUCCCACCACCACGUCUCUCUCUCAUCCCACCACCACGUCAUC
Petromyzon marinus (sea lamprey) is the source of this 3787-nucleotide messenger RNA. RefSeq names its product serine/arginine-rich splicing factor 1B. The record is from RefSeq and is a predicted model, not a curated record. NCBI's taxonomy places the organism in Eukaryota, Metazoa, Chordata, Hyperoartia, Petromyzontiformes, Petromyzontidae. Gene Ontology annotation, molecular function: mRNA binding. Gene Ontology annotation, cellular component: nucleus; cytoplasm.